AAGUAAAAUCUCCUCCUACGCACAUCUUGAUCUACUUGCAACGCUAACCCGGCAAAUGAAUGAAACGGGAUGAAAUGCUGGGACCUGAUUGGCUUCAGCUCAAGACGGACCUGAGUGAAACCCAAAGGAGAGCAAGUUUAAGGGGUCGAGGAUCGCCCUUGGGCUGGAACUUCGUCAAAACGUUGCAGCGGUUGCGAGUUGCUGCUGCUGCGUCCCAGGAAAUUCUUGGCGGUGGGGCGGAGAGGAUGGAGGGACCAGCUGGGAGGUCGGCGGAGAUGGGGGGCAGGACCCUGAAAGAAGACUUGCAAGUAGAACGGAGUGAGGCCUGUGAGCUUGUUCAACAUGAAGGUAAAGAUGACCCUGAAGAAGUGCUUGAUGAAGCAGCCCAGCAAAGCCAGCUGCAGCCUCCCCUACCUCAGCAGGCAACCUUUCUUUCAAAUACCAUCUCGGAGGUGCAUCUGAGUGAGAGGAAUGAGCACUCCAAAGUGCUUGACACCGUCCGGGAGAACCAAGAAACUCUCCAAAUGGUCCUGAUGAAUCAGGAGACUCUGAAGGGUCUGACGGCUAAGCUCCUGAAGGCAGUAUCUUCCAUUGAAGAAAAAGUCCAAGCCAUGGGACAAGAGAUGGGCACCCUCAGCCAGUUCACCCAAGAACUCAACCAAGUAGGAGAUGAAAGCAACUGGGCUUAAAACUACUCUUCAGGAAAUGACUAACCUGGUCACUAUCCAAAGUGGGCCUGACUCUGAGGUUGCAACUGAAAAAAACAAUGUUUUUGGUAUCUUAAACAGACAGAAUGUGCUGCAGAAUAGAAAAUAAAAAUAGUUUCAAUACAGAUUUGAAUGAGCAAACUCCAGUGUUCCUAUAAAGAGUAUAAACACACUGGCUGAAAUCCAGUAGUAAAUUGCAACUAGCGAAGGCCCAUUGAAUCAAUGCAACUCAUGAAGGAGUUGAUUCAUCAAAAACCCCAUUGAUCCAAUGGGCCUGCUCUCGUUGCAACUGAACUAUUGGAUUACAAGCUUUCUUUUACACCUGGCUUGCAUACUUUUCUUUUCUCUCUCUCAAAAAAAUGUAGCAUAUUCUAUAAUAUUGUCAAACUGCUCAAAACAGCAUGGAAGCCUGCUCAAAAUUUUUUAACUACAUAAAUAACUCAAAGUUCAUCUGAAGAAAUUGUUUAGGAUCCAAACACUUGGGAGCAUAUCCGAACAUCUCUGAGACUUUGUGAACAUGUUUUGGGUGAAGACUUAAGAUUUCCAUUUCUGAAGAUGAUUGCUUUAACCAUUAGUCACCUUCAUUUGCCUAAAUUCUUCAUGGAAAAUGUUUAGUGAAAGCUUCUUCACCUAGAAAGUUCAAAUGUAAAGUGAGACUGGGGUCGAAUAUUCAAUUCAUGUUUUCAGAGACGUUUCUGUUUCAACAAAUAAUAGUUUCUAUUGUAUAUAUUUUGGGAAAUGCUUCCUUGAUUUGAUCUGAAAAAUAUGGAACCGUAGCAUGUGUCAGAUUCUAUUGGUAGAUGUAUCCUGAAGCUUUCACUAAACAUUUUCCUGAUGCAAUGAGAUACAGUUCGCUAACAUGUCUUUUUUUUGUAUUGACAUCUUUGCACUUUUUCCAAGUUGACAAAAGAAGGUGGCAAGAGACCUUCAUUUUACUGAUGUUCCUCUUGAUGUGCUUUGAAAGAUUUAAAUAGGAUAUAGUGCCUAUCACUGUAGGAACAUAGUGACUUGAAUGGCCAGUGUCAGUUGGAUAAACUACACUAAAAAGAACUUUAUCCUUAAUAUGCUUCAAACAGAUACUGGAAAAGUUACUUCUUGGACUCAGUUCCUAGCAUUCCCAAUGAACUACUAUUGUAGUCCAAAAAAAGUAACUGUUGUAAGUUCAGCUUUUAAGUGGUGCACUGGUUCCCAAUGUUGGUUAGCCCAGGUGUUUUUGGACUGCAAUUCCCAGAAGCCUUCACCAUCAGCUGUGCUGGCCAGGGUUUCUGGGAGUUGCAGUCCAAGGAACCACUGAACUAGUGUAUGGGUGCAGAUUCUGAUAGAUACUCUUCCCACCAAAAACAGGCCCUGUUAGAUGGUUUCAAACAUGUUGAAUCUGUAAAGGAAAGAGAAGGCUCCAUUGGGAUGGAUGAAAAGGUGGGUAAGAACAGAAGCCUCCUUGGUCACGUUUAAUUCCAGUGGGACUUGCCAAGGAUAUAAAUGGCUUGUGGGCAGCAUGGGCUGGUUCAGUAGAGCUGUAUGUAUUUAGCACUGUACCUAAACCCUACCUUUCUUAUAACAGAUUGAACAUGUUGGAGGGUCUGCCCAUAGAGAAGUCGGUAUGAUGUUGGCUAUGUUCAAAUUUUAUUUAUCUAUUUUUAUUUGUAAUAAAUGUGCAGCAAUAAAGUUCCGUGCAAACAA
Messenger RNA from Pogona vitticeps (central bearded dragon), 2387 nucleotides. The record is from RefSeq and is a predicted model, not a curated record. Lineage: Eukaryota; Metazoa; Chordata; Lepidosauria; Squamata; Agamidae.